Molecule: messenger RNA, 672 nt
Organism: Lathyrus sativus (Indian pea)
Lineage: Eukaryota; Viridiplantae; Streptophyta; Magnoliopsida; Fabales; Fabaceae
Source: the annotation of a GenBank genome assembly
AUGUUACCACUCUGUUCUUCCUCAUCCAUGGCUGCUAACUCUUCCCUCACUCUCCCAACCAAUUCUUUCCUCACAUUACUUCACCCUCCUCCAUCUUCCCACAACAUAUCAUCGUCACUUUCUUCAACCUCAUUCAACUCUCAGUUUCUAGGCCUCAAGUUAUCUCAUUCUUCCAUUUCCAUAGCCCCUUCUUCUUCGUUCAAACGAUCUUUCAUUUUUGCCAAGGUUAGUAAAGGCUCUAAGCCACCGGCUUUUACGCUGAAGGAUCAGGAUGGUAAGAGUGUGAGUCUAUCCAAGUACAAAGGGAAGCCUGUUGUUGUUUAUUUCUACCCUGCUGAUGAGACUCCUGGUUGUACCAAACAGGCCUGUGCUUUUAGAGAUUCAUAUGAGAAGUUCAAGAAAGCAGGAGCAGAGGUUGUUGGGAUAAGUGGCGACGGUACUGCGUCUCACAAGGCAUUUGCCCAGAAAUACAAACUUCCAUAUACAUUGUUGAGUGACGAAGGUAACAAGGUAAGGAAAGAAUGGGGAGUUCCGGGCGAUUUCUUUGGAUCAUUGCCAGGGAGAGAGACUUAUGUUAUUGACAAAAACGGCGUGGUUCAGCUCGUUUACAACAACCAGUUCCAACCCGAAAAGCAUAUCGAUGAGACCUUGAAACUACUUCAAAGCCUUUAA